CCUCUUCCCCCCUCAUCUCCAUGUCUAGCCCUGCUUCUUCUGCAGCAUCUUCAGCCAUGGAAUCCUUCAUUUUUCUCUUCACAUUACUAGCUCUUGGGAGCUGGAUUCCGGCUUCUGAGGCUAGAGCCUUCUUUGUUUUUGGUGAUUCUCUUGUUGAUAAUGGCAACAAUAACUAUCUGGCAACCACUGCUCGGGCUGAUGCACCACCCUAUGGAGUUGAUUAUCCGACGCAUAGGCCAACAGGGCGUUUCUCAAAUGGCUUAAAUAUUCCAGAUAUUAUCAGUGAACAAAUUGGUGCAGAGCCUACAUUGCCUUAUUUGAGUCCAGAGCUGCGUGGGGAGAGAUUACUUGUGGGUGCUAAUUUUGCUUCAGCUGGCAUUGGAAUUUUGAAUGAUACAGGCAUUCAAUUUUUUAAUAUCAUAAGAAUCACGAAGCAGCUGGAGUACUUCGAGCAGUACCAGCAGAGGUUGAGAUCUCUGAUUGGUCCAAAGCAGACUCAACGGCUACUCAACAACGCACUUGUUCUGAUAACUCUGGGGGGGAAUGACUUCGUCAACAACUAUUAUUUGGUGCCUUACUCCGCCAGAUCUCGAGAGUUCUCUUUGCCUGAUUAUGUUCAUUACCUCAUUUCUGAAUAUAAGAAGAUCCUUCAGAGACUCCACGAGUUGGGAGCCAGGCGUGUUCUGGUCACCGGAUCCGGUCCACUCGGCUGUGUGCCGGCCGAGCUUGCACAAAGAAGCCGGACCGGCGACUGUGACCCGGAGCUCCAACGGGCCGCUGCUCUCUACAAUCCUCAGCUCGCACAACUUUUGAAGGAUCUCAACGGUCUGAUCGGCACUGACGUUUUCAUCGCAGCGAAUGCUUUCCAAAUACACAUGGGCUUCAUCACCAACCCACAAGCCUACGGUUUUGUAACCUCAAAAGUUGCAUGUUGUGGGCAAGGACCAUACAAUGGGAUUGGCCUUUGUACUGUGGCCUCAAAUCUGUGCCCUAAUAGAGAUAUUUAUGCCUUCUGGGAUGCCUUCCACCCAUCAGAGAGAGCAAGUCGCAUUAUUGUCAGCCAUAUGAUGAUUGGUUCAGCUGAGUUUAUGAAUCCAAUGAAUUUGAGCACCAUUUUAGCCAUGGAUGAGAAGGCUUGAUUGGACUAAAUGUGAGCUUUGGAUGAAGCUUUGAAUAAAUUUGUCAGGGUUUGGUGUGAAGUGAUCAUUAACGGUGUUAUAUUUGAAAAUAAUCCGUGUGUUUUUGUCCAAGUUUUAAUUAGUUUAUGGUGUUUGUUAUUUCUAUAAUAUAGCAAAAACUUGCAUUGAAUUUUUAA
Messenger RNA from Phalaenopsis equestris, 1315 nucleotides. RefSeq names its product GDSL esterase/lipase At5g33370-like. Bases 21 to 1139 code for a protein of 372 amino acids. Lineage: Eukaryota; Viridiplantae; Streptophyta; Magnoliopsida; Asparagales; Orchidaceae. The transcript has 5 exons. Gene Ontology annotation, molecular function: hydrolase activity, acting on ester bonds. The record is from RefSeq and is a predicted model, not a curated record.